Messenger RNA from Staurois parvus, 378 nucleotides. The record is from the annotation of a GenBank genome assembly. Lineage: Eukaryota; Metazoa; Chordata; Amphibia; Anura; Ranidae.
AUGUACACUGAUCAUCAGGGCACUGAUGAUCAGUGUGCCCUGAUGAUCAGUGUAGCCCCAGCAGCGUCACCUGUCAGUGUCCAUCAGUGCCUCGUGCCAGUGCCCAUCAGUGCCACAUAUCAGUGCCCAUCUGAGCUACCUUUCACUGUCACCCAUCACUGCCAGUCAGUGCCACCUAUCAAUGGCAAUCAGUGCCACCUAUCAGUGCUGCCUAUCAGUGCCAUGCCAGUCAGUGCCGCCUAUCAGUGCCCAUCAGUGAUGCCUGUCAAUGCCCAUCAGUGCCACCUACCAGUGCCUCCUCAUCAGUGCCACCUAUCAGUGUCCAUCAGUGCAGCCUAUCAGUGCCAUCACUGCAGCCUCAUUAGCGCAUAUCAGUGA